Pezoporus occidentalis (night parrot) is the source of this 3926-nucleotide messenger RNA. RefSeq names its product chromodomain Y like (gene CDYL). The coding region runs from base 1256 to 2185 and encodes 309 amino acids. The record is from RefSeq and is a predicted model, not a curated record. Lineage: Eukaryota; Metazoa; Chordata; Aves; Psittaciformes; Psittacidae. Gene Ontology annotation, molecular function: transcription corepressor activity. The transcript is spliced from 6 exons. Gene Ontology annotation, cellular component: nucleus.
CCUUCAAAAAGUAACUGUAGGCAUCCCCUCUCAAUAACUACAGUAAGCCAGGCAAACAGGUUGCUCUUGAACUCUCUAUGUCCUCUCUUGCCCUUGUUCUAUCAGAUAUUCCUGGCUCCCCCACAUCAGGGUAAAGUUGAUUUUACUAUGGUCCGAACUUAAAUGCCAACAAUAUCAGAGGAAUCAGGCUAGCUUUACUUCUCUUCCUGCAACCCUGCCAAAUACUAGCUUAACGCCAAGCAUUGCAGAAGGUCAUCUCAAAGAAUGACUUCUAGAGUUGGUCGUAAACUCCCUUGAGCAGUCCAAAAGGUAUUACACAAAGUCUAUCCAAUAAUAGCACCCAUAUUUAAUUUAGAUAGUAUUUUGGUUGUGCUGAAAUCAAAGCAGGUUAGCAGUUUCCCCAGAUGAAUGACUGUGUUCCUUACCCUUAGAGAAAAGAGAGUUGUCAUUUUUAAUCUGAUCACUUAUUAUUAGAAGUUUUGUCUUGCCACGGGCUAUUUUUCUCAUUCUUGUGAAACUGUUAGAAGGCUAUCAUUUCUUGUACCAGCCAUAGAGUCCAGUCUCUUGAUUUGGAAGUAUUUUACAAAUAAUGUAUAAAGCAGGAGUAACUGUCAUAUUAUUGCAGAAAUGAUCAGUUUGGAAUGGAGACUGCAAUCCAUAGGAGCAUUCUUACAAAGACCUUACAUAGCAUCAAACCCUAAGCAGAGGUACAGAUACAUAUUGGAGCUGUGGUUGAGGCUUCCCCGACAAAUAAAUGAGCAUCUCCACAGAAGAGAAUUUUUCACCCUCAGGGUUCAUUCAAGGACACAGGUAGAGGGCUCCCCAUCAGGACUGAAACCAGCAGUUAGCUAAGAAUCUGACUGUCAUCUACAGUUUGCUAAUCUACACCUGCUACCAUAGGCCUGGGUACCUUGUCUUUGUAUUCCAUCUUGUUGAAAAGCAACUGCUUUUAGGUCAGGACAAAAGGCAUAAAUGCUACGUAGUGAUCACAUAUACAUCACAGAAUACUGGGAAAUAAGGCUGGAGGAGACUCUUGUUGUCUAAUCCAUCCUCCUCCCCCCAGACUGCUCUGCAGAGGCUGUUGUUGAUUCAGUCAAAUGGUUUUCAUAUGCAGGGGAAUCCACCAGGGUUACUGGGAAACACCUGUAGCUCUGUGGUUAAAGAAUGUGCCAGCUAGUAAAAAAGACUAGUAGCUGUUACGUCACUGUGCGGAAAUAAAAGCAAGGAGCUGCAACAUGGAGGUACAUCCACCUUUAUGGAAGCAUUAGCAGCCAAUGGUACAACCAACAUACAGACGUCUGUGACAGGAGUCACAGCCAGCAAACGAAGGUUUAUUGAUGACAGGAGAGAUCAACCUUUUGACAAAAGGCUACGUUUCAGCGUGAGGCAGACGGAGAGCGCGUACCGGUACAGAGACAUUGUUGUCAGGAAACAAGAUGGAUUCACACAUAUUUUGCUAUCGACAAAAUCAUCUGAAAAUAAUUCACUAAAUCCAGAGGUAAUGAAGGAAGUCCAGAGUGCACUGAACACAGCAGCUGCAGAUGACAGUAAACUCGUUCUGUUCAGUGCAGUUGGUAGCAUUUUCUGCUGUGGUCUUGAUUUUAUUUAUUUUAUACGACGUUUAACGGAUGAUAGAAAAAAGGAAAGCACUAAGAUGGCAGAAGCUAUUAGGAAUUUUGUGAAUACUUUUAUUCAGUUUAAGAAGCCUAUCAUUGUAGCAGUAAAUGGCCCAGCCAUUGGACUUGGAGCAUCUAUAUUGCCUCUGUGUGAUGUGGUUUGGGCUAACGAGAAGGCUUGGUUUCAGACACCAUACACUACUUUUGGACAAGGUCCGGAUGGAUGUUCAUCCCUUACAUUCCCUCGGAUAAUGGGCCUGGCUUCUGCCAAUGAAAUGUUGUUCAGUGGAAGGAAGUUGACUGCACAGGAAGCUUGUGCCAAAGGACUCGUCUCUCAAGUGUUUUGGCCGGGAACAUUCACACAAGAAGUAAUGGUUAGAAUCAAGGAACUGGUCACAUGUAACUCAGUUGUACUUGAAGAAUCCAAAGCUUUAGUACGCAACAUCAUGAAGGUGGACUUGGAACAAGCAAAUGAAAAGGAAUGUGAAGUUUUGAAGAAAAUCUGGGGCUCAGCACAAGGAAUGGACUCAAUGUUAAAAUAUCUGCAGAAGAAAAUUGAUGAGUUCUGAUGAGAUGCCCAUUGACACUGGAAUUGUAUUUCUGGGACAUCAGGGCAAACGUAAAGUGCCCAUUUAAAAAAAACUAUAUAAACUAACCCCUUGCUCAGCUUGGGAACAGGAGUGGACACCCUCCCCUUUUAUUGUCAAGGGGUUUAAAAGUACUGUAUCACUUAAAUCUGAACAAAACUCCUUUCUCCCUGAUUGUUACAUAUAGAUAUACACACACACACACAAGUGUAUGUGUGUGCAUAUAUAUGUCUUUUAUAUAUAUAUAUAUAAAAUGUAAUAUGUGUGUGAGAGUGUGUAUGUAGACACACGCACACAAGCUAAAAAAAAAAAAAGAUAGAGUGCACUACCAAACAUCUCUUUAAAGGCUCUAGUUUUUGUUAUCUUUGGCUAGUACUGUAUCAAAUAGAGAAUGGAUUAAAAAGUGAAUGGUGUUGCAUUAUUUUCUGUGUGGCAGGGAAGUCUGGAAUAAUGCUUUUCUUGUUCAUUAGAUUACAGCAUUGAAACGGGUAUUAGCCAGCCCUUACUUUCACUGCCCAAGGAGUCAGCGAAGAUAGAAGGCCUUGUCUUAGAAGAAGGUUGAAAUACCUCAAGCAAUGGAACAUUGUAAAAUGUGGGGUAAUUAAACCCUGUUAAGCUUACAUCACAUAUAUCCCCAAAAAGAGAGUGUGCUCAGGAUUAUUGCUAAGAAAACACUCUGUCCUUUUUGGGGGGGAGGUAUAGAGGGGUGGGAGGAAGAGGGCAGGAAUACGUUUAAUUCUUACCCAGAUAACAUGAAGAAACCACUGUCUCUUAGGGAAGGGGAAUGAGGGGAAGCGGGAGGGAAAUGGAAGGGGAAAGAAAGAAAAAAUAAAAAAGAGCUUGUUUUGCAGUAUUAGUGAAUCACUGAAUAUCUUCUGUAUGACUAUCCUAAGUUAUAAGUUAGUUUUAGUGGGGUUUUUAAAAACGUCUCUGAAUUUGGGAUUUUUUUGUUUGUUUUCUUGCUUUUGGGGUUUGGUUUUUUGUUGUUUUGUUUGGUUGUUGGGUUUCUUUUUUAAUAACUACAUAAGUGCUUCUGUUGCUGGGUGAGAAUACUACUUUAUAUACAGUUUGGAUUUUGUUUUUGGUUCUUUUUUCCUAUUUGCUGGUUUAAUUGAUGUAUUACACCAAAAAUGCAUUUUAUGUUCAUAAAUUUUAGGUUCACUUAGAAUAUAUUAUUUAAUAAGUUAAAAUUCUUUUGGCACACUAUUACGUAAAAAAUGAAAAACUCCUUUUUAAAAAAAAAACAACUACCUUAUAUUAGAUGUUUAAUGUUCUUUGUCUAUGCUUUUUUAUUAUUUUAAAUAUACACUAUAUACGGUAUGGUGUAAAAGAGUGCCCUGUGUAAAUAGACCUAUUUUGCAUUCCUUUCAGGAGUGGUUAUUGAUUCCUGACUGCAGAUACCUAUUAUUACUUGGGUAUCUGUGCUUGCAAUCUUAUUGAAUGUAUUAUGAAGAAUGAAAAAGAAAUCAAACCUUAUUUUUGUACAGUUUUGAAGUUUUUACUUGGAACUGACCCACCUCCCCUUCCCAGUGGAGAGCUGUACAGUGUGUAAAUCUGCCUUUACCUUGGAUUGGUACAGUAUUUUUGCAUCUGUGGGACCUACUUCUUUGUUCUUAGUAGUUUGAACUAUAUAUAACUGUACAAUCUGUAAAGUUUUUAUAGAAUAAAUAUUCAGCUGUGAAAACUGGUUAAAUAAAACUAAUAUUUCUUAACACAUUUUAAA